Phacochoerus africanus (Common warthog) is the source of this 1013-nucleotide messenger RNA. RefSeq names its product Wnt family member 8B (gene WNT8B). Gene Ontology annotation, molecular function: cytokine activity; frizzled binding. The record is from RefSeq and is a predicted model, not a curated record. Gene Ontology annotation, cellular component: extracellular region. Gene Ontology annotation, biological process: cell fate commitment; multicellular organism development; canonical Wnt signaling pathway. NCBI's taxonomy places the organism in Eukaryota, Metazoa, Chordata, Mammalia, Artiodactyla, Suidae.
AACAAUUUCCUGAUGACUGGUCCAAAGGCUUACCUGAUCUACUCCAGCAGUGUAGCUGCUGGCGCUCAGAGUGGCAUUGAAGAAUGCAAAUACCAGUUUGCCUGGGAUCGCUGGAACUGCCCUGAGAGAGCCCUGCAGCUGUCCAGCCAUGGUGGACUUCGAAGUGCUAAUCGGGAAACGGCAUUCGUGCAUGCUAUCAGUUCUGCUGGGGUCAUGUACACUCUGACUAGAAACUGCAGCCUUGGGGAUUUUGACAAUUGUGGCUGUGAUGAUUCCCGCAAUGGGCAACUGGGGGGCCAAGGCUGGCUGUGGGGAGGCUGCAGCGACAACGUGGGCUUCGGAGAGGCAAUAUCCAAACAGUUCGUAGAUGCCCUGGAGACAGGACAGGAUGCCCGGGCAGCCAUGAACCUACACAACAACGAGGCUGGUCGCAAGGCAGUGAAGGGCACCAUGAAACGCACAUGUAAAUGCCACGGCGUUUCUGGCAGCUGCACCACGCAGACCUGCUGGCUGCAGCUGCCCGAGUUCCGAGAGGUGGGCGCGCACUUGAAAGAGAAGUACCACGCAGCACUCAAGGUGGAUCUGCUGCAGGGUGCUGGCAACAGCGCGGCGGGCCGCGGCGCCAUCGCCGACACCUUUCGCUCCAUCUCCACGCGGGAGCUGGUGCACCUGGAGGACUCCCCGGACUACUGCCUGGAGAACAAAACUCUAGGACUGCUGGGCACCGAAGGCAGAGAGUGCCUGCGGCGCGGCCGGGCCCUGGGCCGCUGGGAGCGCCGCAGCUGCCGUCGGCUCUGCGGCGACUGCGGCCUGUCGGUGGAGGAGCGCCGCGCGGAGACAGUGUCCAGCUGCAACUGCAAGUUCCACUGGUGCUGCGCGGUCCGCUGCGAGCAGUGCCGCCGGCGGGUUACCAAAUACUUCUGCAGUCGCGCGGAGCGGCCGCCGGGGGGCGCGGCUCACAAACCUGGGAGAAAACCCUAAGGGCCUCCUCUCUCCCUUCUUGUUUCCUUAUU